Molecule: messenger RNA, 711 nt
Organism: Enterobius vermicularis (human pinworm)
Lineage: Eukaryota; Metazoa; Nematoda; Chromadorea; Rhabditida; Oxyuridae
Source: the annotation of a GenBank genome assembly
AUGGAAGUUGAUCCUACCGCAACGUCGUCAUUGUCAAAUGAAACAAAAAACGACCCUCAGAGACAUCGUUUGAUUAGAGCCCAGUUAAGCUUUCUGCAGAAGGCAGAUGGUUCCUGUAAUUUGGAGCAGGGAAAAACGGUAAUAUGGUGUGGUGUCAAUGGACCUGGAGACUGCCCGUCUUCGAAACGCUGUGACAACAAGUUAUACAUUGAAGUUGUUUACAGAUGUGGACCAUCCCACCAUAACAUGAUCAAGUCAAACAAGAUAUUAAACUCUGUUAUUGAACAAACAGUAGAAUGUAUUCGUUUCCCACGGGCUAUGCUCGCCAUCACAAUCCAGGAAAUUCAAGCCGAUGGAUCAGAAUUGGCUGCAGCAUUAACUGCUUCUUGUUUGGCACUCCUUGAUUCUGGUAUUUAUAUGAAUGGUAUUUUUUGUGGAGUAAAUGUGUGCAGCAUAGCCGGGAGAAUCAUAAUUGAUCCGUCGAAAUCUGAAGCCGAUAAAGCAGAUGCUCAAUUUACCUUUGCUGUAAAAGAAUCGAACUUCCUGUGGCAAAAAAACUGCACCCGCAUUGUCGCUUGUGACACAGUUGGUACUUUUGACUUUGCAACUUUUGAAGUAGCCCAAAAGUUGGCACUAGAAUGCGCGAAAGAUGUCUUCUUGUUUUAUCGAGAAACGUUGCAGAGGAAGUUGAAGUUAAGUUCUAACUCUUAG